AUGCCCGAUGACCAAGUUAAAGAUCGUGGUGCUCAAAUUGAUGCUUUACAUUGCUGUGCCAACAUGCUUCGAGGGAUGCGGACGUCCGAUCUCUCACCAAAAGCAUACUAUGAAUUAUACAUUAAGACCACCGAAGUUCUGAACGACUUAGAGUUCCAACUCACGGAAGACUUUAAGCAAGGGAGGCCAUUGCCUCAUCUGUAUGAGACUGUUCAGUAUGUGGCCAGCAUCGUGCCAAGACUGUAUCUGCUAAUCACAAUUGGAGUCGUGCAAAUUAAGUCGAAGGAGCUGCCCUGUCGUGAAGUUCUUCAUGAUCUGGUUGAAAUGUGUCGGGGUGUCCAGCAUCCUAUGCGUGGUCUCUUCCUUCGCAAUUACCUUCUAUCGUCCAUUCGACCAGGCCUUCUGCCCGAUGCCGACUUACCUCUACCACCGCACGGAGCAACCCAGGAUGGUGAUUUGCCCACCGCAAACUGUGAGGGAGCAAGGGAGGAUGGCACUGAUAGCGGUACUGUGUUGGACAGCGUAAACUUCAUCCUUAUCAACUUUGCUGAGAUGAACAAACUGUGGGUGCGCAUGCAACAUCAGGGUCAUACACGGGAUCGCGAACGCAGAGAGCAGGAAAGGCGUGAUCUACGCGUUCUCGUCGGCGCCAAUAUCCAUCGCAUCUCUCAAUUGGAGUCUGUCUCCAUUGAACUCUACAGCAGGGUAGGUUAG
Messenger RNA from Dibothriocephalus latus, 714 nucleotides. The record is from the annotation of a GenBank genome assembly. Lineage: Eukaryota; Metazoa; Platyhelminthes; Cestoda; Diphyllobothriidea; Diphyllobothriidae.